Molecule: messenger RNA, 1614 nt
Organism: Cygnus atratus (black swan)
Lineage: Eukaryota; Metazoa; Chordata; Aves; Anseriformes; Anatidae
Gene: KCNK10
Product: potassium two pore domain channel subfamily K member 10
Exons: 7
Coding region: 1-1614 (537 amino acids)
Biological process (GO): stabilization of membrane potential; potassium ion transmembrane transport
Cellular component (GO): membrane
Molecular function (GO): potassium ion leak channel activity
Source: RefSeq, a predicted model, not a curated record
AUGAAAUUUCCAAUCGAGACUCCAAGAAAACAGGUGAACUGGGAUCCUCAAGUGACUGUUCCCUCACCGGUGCCAGCUUGUGAGCCCGAGCCCAAACCAAACGGACACUACGCGGCCCCGCGGCUCUCUGUUUCCUCCCGAGCAACGGUCGUCGCUACCAUGGAAGCGCCUUCGCAGGGCCUGCAGACGGUCAUGAAGUGGAAAACGGUGGUGGCAAUUUUUGUCGUGGUUGUAGUUUACCUGGUGGCUGGAGGACUCGUUUUCCGUGCCCUGGAGCAGCCCUUCGAGAGCAGGCAGAAGAAUACCAUCGCGCUGGAGAAGGCUGACUUUCUUCGGGAACACGUCUGUGUAACCCAGCUAGAGCUGGAGACACUGAUCCAGCAUGCUAUUGAUGCAGAUAAUGCAGGAGUCAGUCCCAUAGGAAAUUCUUCUAACAACAGCAGUCACUGGGACCUCGGAAGUGCCUUUUUCUUUGCUGGAACAGUCAUCACAACGAUAGGGUAUGGAAACAUUGCCCCAAGCACUGUUGGAGGCAAGGUUUUCUGCAUCUUGUAUGCCAUCUUUGGAAUUCCACUGUUCGGCUUCUUGCUGGCUGGGAUUGGAGACCAACUUGGAACCAUCUUCGGGAAGGGUAUUGCAAGGGUGGAAAAAGUGUUCAGAAAAAAACAAGUGAGCCAAACAAAGAUCCGUGUGAUCUCUACCAUCCUCUUCAUCCUGGCUGGCUGCAUUGUCUUUGUGACCAUUCCUGCAGUUAUCUUCAAACACAUCGAGGGAUGGACAGCCUUGGAGUCCAUUUACUUUGUGGUUGUCACUCUGACUACAGUUGGCUUUGGUGACUUCGUAGCAGGAGGAAAUGCUGACAUCCAUUACCGGGAGUGGUAUAAACCCUUAGUGUGGUUCUGGAUCCUUGUUGGCCUUGCCUAUUUUGCUGCUGUCCUGAGUAUGAUUGGAGACUGGUUAAGAGUCCUGUCCAAGAAGACAAAAGAAGAGGUUGGAGAAAUAAAAGCCCAUGCAGCUGAGUGGAAAGCAAACGUGACAGCGGAGUUCAGAGAGACACGGCGGCGGCUCAGCGUGGAGAUCCACGACAAACUUCAGAGGGCUGCCACCAUCCGGAGCAUGGAGCGCAGGCGCCUGGGCCUGGACCAGAGAGCCCACUCCUUAGACAUGCUGUCUCCAGAGAAGCGCUCUGUCUUUACUGCCUUGGAAACGGGACGCUUCAAGGCCUCAUCUCAGGAAAGCAUCAACAACAGGCCUAAUAACCUACGCCUUAAAGGGUCAGAUCAGCUCAACAAGCACGGGCAGGGGGCAUCUGAGGACAACAUCAUUAACAAGUUUGGAUCAUCUGCUAAGAUGACCAAAAGGAAAAACAAAGACCUCAAAAAGACCAUCCCUGAGGAUGUGCGUAAAAUUUAUGAGACCUUCCGAAACUACUCCUUGGACGAAGAAAAAAAGGAAGAGGAGACAGAGAAGAUGUGUAAUUCUGAAAACUCUUCUAGCACUGCAGUCCUGACCAACUGCAUCCAGCAGCACUCGGACCUGGAGAAUGGAGUGAUCCCCACUGAAACCAAAGAAAGGGAACAUGAAAACAAAGCAUUACUUGAAGACAGAAAUUAA